AUGGCCCCCGUGUCGUCGACAUCCUCGUGGCCCCUCAUCAACUAUCUCCUCUUCAGCAGGAGAGAAGCUCACCUUGCUCCAAAUUUUAUCGUCCAAGAGUACGGCGCGCCUGAUGAACGGCACACGGAGCUCAGGGCUAACAUUGCCGAGCUUACGAAGGCGAAAGAGGACCAUCUGCUUAAGGAGCAGAUGGAGGCACCCAUGGUCCAGCAGCUCGAAAAGGAGGUCAAUGCCCUCAAGCAGAGGCUUCAUGAUUACAACAGAGAGCAGCUGUCGCUGCGCGUUGCAUCAAAAGCCUUGGACGAAAAGAAAGAGGAGACACUAAGGAAGAUCAACCAGGCUGAUUUUGCGUUGGUGAAAGCUAUGCAAGAAAAGGAAAAGCUAUCAGCCAAAAUUGUUCAUUCCCCUGAAAAGCUCCAGAGGAACCUUGAGGAGAAGAAAGUAGUCCGUGAUGAGUUAAAGAACUUAGAGAAGAUGGCAAUGCAGAAAGUCCAAGAGAAAACCGAUACUCUUGAGAUGUAUACUAAGGUUUCGGAGAAACUAGCGAAGCAUCUCUCUAAAAUUUCUGCUGUACUUGAAAAAAGUGCUGCUGCUAAAGCUUCUGAGAAGGAUGUUAAAGCACACAAAGAGAAGAUCAGUGAUCAAAAUUUGGAGAUAAAGGCACUUCGCAAUAAAGCUGCUGAAUGGGAAAUGAAAGUACUCGAGAACGAGGCCAAACUGAAAGCAAAGGAGAAAGAAAGGGACCAAAGAGUUGGAGAGAACAAUCGGAAGAUGACUGCAUUGAAAUCUGAAGUUGAAUCGGAGCAUAAGUGCCUUGAGGAGAAACAAAGAAAAAUAAAGGAAAAGAUUGACAAGGGUUCUGAAUUAUGCUCUCAAGCCGAUUCUGUUGCUGACGCUGGAAGGAAGAAAAUAGAGGAAAUCUAUGGGAAGUAUGAUCAACUUUGUGAGGCGGCUAAGAUGUACAUGGAUGGCUUGGAUCAAUCCUUCGACGAGACUGAUGAAGCUGCAGUGAUGUUGAACACUAUAGCCCAGAGUGGCGCUUGA
Messenger RNA from Miscanthus lutarioriparius, 1044 nucleotides. Lineage: Eukaryota; Viridiplantae; Streptophyta; Magnoliopsida; Poales; Poaceae. The record is from the annotation of a GenBank genome assembly.